Molecule: messenger RNA, 3509 nt
Organism: Etheostoma spectabile (orangethroat darter)
Lineage: Eukaryota; Metazoa; Chordata; Actinopteri; Perciformes; Percidae
Gene: ppp2r1bb
Product: protein phosphatase 2, regulatory subunit A, beta b
Exons: 15
Coding region: 144-1913 (589 amino acids)
Biological process (GO): protein dephosphorylation
Cellular component (GO): cytosol; protein phosphatase type 2A complex; nucleus
Molecular function (GO): protein binding; protein phosphatase regulator activity
Source: RefSeq, a predicted model, not a curated record
UUCUCGCUGGUUUCUUGAAGGCAGCAGCAGCGGCAGCAACAGCGCAGCAACGGCGGAGGGAGGGCCCUGCAGCCGCUCUUCUCUGGUAGAAACCCCGUAGUGCAGCACAGCAACGCCAUUCGAUAACUGCAACAGUGUUCAAAAUGGCAGGAGCUGAUGGAGACGACUCUCUCUACCCUAUCGCCGUUCUCAUUGAUGAGCUGCGAAACGAGGAUGUCCAGUUACGAUUGAACAGCAUCAAGAAGCUGUCCACUAUUGCUCUGGCCCUUGGUGUUGAGAGGACUCGCACGGAACUCCUUCCUUUUCUCACAGACACCAUCUAUGACGAAGAUGAGGUCCUCUUGGCAUUGGCUGAGCAGCUUGGCAAUUUCACUAUGUUGGUGGGAGGGCCAGAGUACGUCCACUGUCUCUUGCCUCCUCUGGAGAGCCUUGCUACAGUGGAGGAGACAGUAGUCAGAGAUAAAGCUGUGGAGUCGCUGCGGAAGAUCUCACAGGAACAUUCUCCAGUUGACCUGGAGGUCCAUUUUGAGCCUUUGGUCAAGCGGCUGGCCAGUGGUGACUGGUUCACUUCUCGCACAUCUGCCUGUGGCCUCUUUAGCGUCUGUUAUCCCCGUGUCUCCAGCACUGUCAAGGCUGAGAUCCGCCAGCAUUUUCGCACCUUGUGCUCAGAUGACACUCCUAUGGUGCGUCGUGCUGCAGCAUCUAAACUGGGGGAGUUUGCCAAAGUCCUGGAGCUGGAUUAUGUAAAAAGUGACAUCAUUUCCCUCUUCACUGCUUUGGCCUCUGAUGAGCAGGACUCGGUGCGGCUGCUUGCCGUGGAGGCUUGUGUCAGCAUUGCUACUCUGCUGCCUCAGGAGGAUCUUGAGACCCUGGUGAUGCCAACCCUGCGCCAGGCUGCAGAAGACAAAUCCUGGAGGGUCCGCUACAUGGUGGCUGACAAGUUCUCUGAGCUCCAGAAAGCAGUGGGACCAGAGAUCACCAAGAACGAUCUGGUCCCUGCCUUCCAGAAUCUUCUGAAGGACUGUGAAGCUGAGGUCCGUGCAGCUGCAGCCAACAAAGUCAAAGAGUUCUGUGAGAACCUCCCAGAGGACAACCGUGAGCAAAUCAUCAUGACUCACAUUCUGCCCUGUGUCAAGGAACUUGUUUCAGACACCAACCAGCAUGUGAAGUCAGCCCUGGCCUCAGUCAUAAUGGGUCUUUCGACCAUCCUGGGCAAGGACAACACAAUAGAGCACUUACUGCCUCUCUUCCUGGCUCAGCUCAAGGACGAGUGCCCCGAGGUGCGUCUCAACAUCAUCUCCAACCUAGACUGUGUGAACGAGGUGAUUGGCAUCCGUCAGCUCUCCCAGUCACUGCUGCCGGCCAUUGUGGAGCUGGCAGAGGAUGCAAAGUGGAGGGUCCGCCUCGCCAUCAUAGAGUACAUGCCUCUGUUGGCAGGACAGCUGGGAGUGGAAUUCUUUGAUGAGAAGCUCAACACCCUUUGUAUGGCCUGGCUUAUUGACCACGUGUAUGCCAUCCGUGAAGCGGCCACCUGUAACCUAAUGAAGCUGGUGGAGAAGUUUGGAGCGGAGUGGGCUCAGAACACCAUCGUGCCCAAAGUGCUGGGCAUGGCUAACGACCCCAAUUACCUCCACAGGAUGACCACUCUAUUCUGCAUUAACGCUUUGUCAGAGGCAUGUGGCCAGGACAUCACCACUAAGCAGAUGCUACCAGUGGUCCUCAAGAUGUCCAAUGACCAGGUGGCUAACGUACGCUUCAACGUGGCCAAAUCCCUUCAGAAGAUCGGCCCCGUCCUUGACAGCAAUGCCCUUCAAACAGAAGUGAAGCCAGUGCUGGAGAAGCUGGCAACAGACACAGACAUGGAUGUCAAGUACUUUGCCCAGGAGGCUAUCAGUGUUCUGGCCCUAGCAUAACCAACCCAACAUGGCUUAACCGGACAACCACCCAAGACAACAACGCAAACACUUUUACAAGAUAUUUAUUGAUGUUCAUGAACAACUGGUAAAUGUAUAGAGAAAGCUGUUAACCAUUGUGUUAUCUUUUUUCUUUUAACUGUCCAAUAGUAGACCAUGUCUAGGCAUAGCACAGGCUUCUUCAUUAACCUUCCUCUUUGCUGUAAAUGGGUGCUUUAACAAAGGCAAAGUGUGAUGAAAUUGCUUUAAGUGGUGCAUGCUGACUAAAGUGCUACUGUACUAGCCAGGCAUCGCUAGCCAGAACCCCUCUCACAUUCCUCCCUUUUACAUCGUUGGCCACUGUUGUACUUUAGCCAAAGUGGUUGCACCUUACCACAUGUCUGUGAUCGCUACGUAGCACCUAGAGCUGUGCUAGCUCUCCGUACUGCUGCGCUUUGCUCCCUUUGCUAGACUCAAACUUUCUGCAGCAGAUGGUGCAGCAAGCUGUUUAUUUAGCUGAGCUUCCUCCCAAAUCCGCCCUUUUCCCUCGGACACUGCUGUGGCUCUCCAGAGUAGCGAUUGAAAAGUCUGUGCAGGUCUACUAGGCUGUCUUGUCCCCAUCACACCAAACCUGUUGUCUCCAAAAUGCUUUACAGGAUUAUUCUGUACAAAGUAGGACAAAGAAUUAAUGGUGUGUCCAUUACUGCAUGUAAUCUAAUACACGAUUGCAUGUACCAAUCAAUCUCAAAUUCCAACUCCUCUACCAGACUACCAUGCCCUUGUGUACUGUUUGUUCUCUGCAGCAACACAGAUUGAAUUGGUCAAACAAACAAAUUAGGUCGGCCCACUCUCAUUGGGACUGCUCCUCCAAAUCCUUAGUGAUUGAGUUGAUGUACUAGGGUGGGAAGUAGUAGUCUGUUGUAAUUUUCUGCUCUAGGUUUCCCGCAUUGCUCUUAAUCUUUGUGCCAAUGACUUUGGUAAGCAGUGGUGUUUUCUUUUAGUAUGCCUGGGUAAACCGUCUCACCUGUCUGGUUCUAUAAAGAGACCGCAUCGUUCCUUUUCUGUAAGGGACACUUCAUUCCUUGGAUGUUAUUGGGAUGGUGAAACAUUGACUACAGCUAAAGGGGCUAUGGCAUUAGCAAAUCCAUAGCACUCAUGUCCCAGAGCCACCCACUUUCCCCUUAAAGCCGUGCUAAGUCCUCCACUGUACUGGCGAUUUAAAAGCAUAAGGUCUGCGAACGUGAAGGACCACCCAAGGAUCCCUGCUUACAAAUCUUUACACGAUGGAGAACAAGUGCAUGCUUUCAACAAAAGUGGGAUGGGGGGCAUGGAGCAUGUGUACGUAAGGCUGCAUAAUGUUUAUUAUGGGUUGGGAGUAGGGGUGGUUACGGGCGGGUUGAAUAAAUGUAUCGUCUGUGUUGAUAAAAGAAACUUUUGUCUUUUCCUGAACUACUCCCGCUGUUCCUUUCUCUCCCCCCUCCCCUCAUUUUGUUCUUGAAUAAACCUUGAUUGUUGAUUGUCCUGUAUCACACAGACUGCUUUUAUUUUUUAUUUUGAAUUCUCUCCACAAGUGGGAUUCUGUACUACUGUAUCUUGAUCUGAAUAAAGUAACACAAA